CACGCUUGCCCUACGUGCAGUGACGGAUUACGUACGCUCGCGAGGAGAGUCCUCUUCAGAGGCGGUUUCUCGAUCGGCCGCCGUGUUGGUUAUGGCUUCCGCAGCCGCUUGUCUCCGAGGCGCACACGGUCUGGACUGAUCUGUGGAGUUCGGAAGGGCCUACCUUGAUCGAGGGGCGUAACGCAGAUACAGCGGGCGGUGUUUGAAGAUGACCCUAAACUAUGUGUCCCUGUCCGCCGGCGAUCAAGGGUACAGGAUGGCCCACCGUCCCACUCCUGGCGACCUCAGCUCGUCGGCCUUUGCGUUGGCGAUGGUGUCUGGAGAUAACUUUUUCGUGACCAGGCCUGGGGCAGUUUACCCAGGACCUGUUCCUCGGCAGACCGUACGCCCAAGCGUUCGCAACGAGAGCCGUCGGCUAACUGGUGGAGGUCGGGGCCCUACCCGCCUGAUAAAGGGAAGGGAACCAGAAGGCCGGAACCGAGGCCGCCAAGCCAGAUUCUUACCUUACCCUGCGCGUGGAGUUAAACUUGAUCUCUUAAGAAGUGUGUUGCAACAGCGUCUGAUAGCAUUUGGAGGUGUCAUCGCAGCCUGAAUCCCAGCUUAAAACGAUGUCUCCCUCUGCCACCCUUGAUUAGCUUAUGAAUAAGGCUUUUCCAAAAUCCUUUCUUGGUGCAUUCGCAGUCUUAUUUUUAGAAGAAUGUGUUUUCAUUUUAAUGUAAAAAAUACGUAGGGGUUCUGUUGACAGCCUAUUCAAAGGAAUAUUUUACUAUUAAAUCAGAUGGGUUUCUGCGACCAAAAUGAUUAGAUCAGGAAGAGAGAGAAGAGAUUAUUUCUUAGGUAGACACAAAGCUGAGCUGAUUAGGCCACCCUCCCCCAGGUCGACAGUUCUUUUAUUCACACUUUGUUCAUUCCAGUAGUGAAUCCAAACUUGACUGAUUUCCACAAGUAGUACCCUUUCCCCUCUCACCACCUGAUUCUCCUACUUCGAGGCUUCUAGUUCAAGCUUCCUUAACUGCCCCUGCCUCAGUAUCUUACUCUUUACCUUUACUUCUGUUGGUGAAGAAGAAAUGCUUCCUUACUUACUUCUUCCACCUAUGACCCGACAUUUGCCCUUCCAUCUUUUCCCCAACACUUAACAUCUUCCAUCAGCCCUCCCGUCACCUUUUCUAAAGGACUAUUUACAGACGAGCUCCAAUCUCAACUAGACUCAAAACAACAAAAAUAAAACCUAAAGCUUUCUGUUCUUUCAAAUUAUUAAGCCAAUGUACGUUCCUUUCUUUGCCAACUGCUUAAUAUUAGUUUUUACACGUAUUUGUCAUUUUAUUAUUCACAUUAGAUAUCAGCUCCUCAAUCCCUGCUGUCCCGAAACACUGGUGGAAACCAUAGUCCUACGGUCUCCUACCAUAAAGCUGUUUGUCUCUGUUCAAACUACAGCAUCUUCCUUGAAACUUCUUGUUGGUCUUUGCUCAACUGUUCAACAAUAUUCGAGUGUCUUCUUGUGAUAAUCACUGUGGAUGAACUUCCUGCCAUCAAGGAGUAAACUAGAUGAGGAGGCUAAUAAAUGUAAUCACCAUACUGGUCUCUUCAAUAGUUGGAGUGAUAAGAAAAAGCACUGGUUGCAAUGACUUUCCGUAAUACUAUACCAUCCUGGUUCUUUCCUUACGGUGAACCUUGUCUGUUAGACUUUCUUAAAGUAAUUAUGUUCAGAUAAAGCAAAAUUACCACAUACCUCACAGCAUUGAAUUGUUAGAGCCACAUCUUAGGAAGAAUGUUGAUAAACCAGAGAGCUUCCAUAAGAGUGAAUAUAGUGAGAGGUCUGGAAACUAGGUCAUAGGAAGAACGAUUGCAAGAAUAAUAUCUAGCUUUUAUCAAGUGCUAUGUACAAGACAGUGUGGGAGGGGCUUUUACUGACUGUUCGCAAUUAUUUAUCGAGGACUUAUUCUGUGCCUGCUAUUGUGCCAGGCGCUGA
This is a messenger RNA of Trichechus manatus latirostris (Florida manatee), 1969 nucleotides long. It is a transcript of the gene CUNH11orf71, whose product is annotated as chromosome unknown C11orf71 homolog. The record is from RefSeq and is a predicted model, not a curated record. Lineage: Eukaryota; Metazoa; Chordata; Mammalia; Sirenia; Trichechidae. The transcript has a single exon. The coding region runs from base 209 to 592 and encodes 127 amino acids.